UGUCUACUCCGCAUCGCAGCUGCUGAAAUCCUACAAUUCCGACCACAAUUGAGAGGAUACUGUCAAGAUGGCCAUCGCGGACUAUAAGAAGUAUCUGGCUGAAAAUGUCCUCAAUGAGCGACGCACGGUCACCUACCGAUCCAUAGGUCGAGCUCUCCGGGUCCAUAGUACAUUGGCUAAGCAGAUGCUUUACGAUUUUCACCAAACCGAGAACAACAAGAAGCCGAAUAGCGUCAAUGCGACUUACAUUAUCACCGGAGUCCAGAAAUCACCAGAGCUUACCUCUGCAGCAAAUGGGGCUCAAGACAGUUUCUACGAUAACAAUGGAAUCCCACCGAGUAGCCCAUACGUGAGCAGCUCCAUGCCCAACCAGGACGCCGUUACGGAUGAAAUUGCGAUUUCCUCGGUUUUGCUUGUGCGCGAAGAGGACUUGGAGGAUGCCAAGUCGACAUUCCAAUCCAUUUCAUCGAUACACGUCUACAGUCUUCAACCUACCGUGCUUCAAGAUCUCAAUGUCUUGACAGAUGUUGCUGCGGAAAUGGCGGCCAGCCAUGCCCAGGAGGAUCCCUUGGAAUACGGCCAGUCUUGGGGCAUGAUUCAAGGUAACAAUGUCAGGAGAAGAACCGGUGGUCGGCCGCCUGUCCCAGCCGCACCACCAGCGCCACCAAAGGCGACCAUACCGGCGAAGCGUCCUAUAAAGAGUGAAGAACCAACACAGUCAAAAGUAGAACCUGAAGAAAAGGCCCCCAAGGUCGAGGAGACGACCAAACGCGAAGAGACCCCAGCAUCUACCAAGCCCAUUGAAAAGACAGCCCCGCCGAAGCAGAAGGGCAGUAUCUUCAGUUCGUUUGCAAAGGCGAAGCCGAAGCAGAAAAAGGAGGAAUCGGCAACACCAGCUUCUGGUGUCGAAUCGGCCGAACCCAAUGGUGCUGAAGAUCUUGUACUAGGCGACGCAUCGGACGGAGAUGAGGAGCCGGAAGAGCUCUUCCCCGACUCAGGGAAGUCUGCUCACAUUGGCACUCGAGAGUCACGGAAAGAGCGUGAAGAGAAGCUCAGAAAGAUGAUGGAAGAAGAGGAUGAAGACGAAGAAAUGCCCGAUACUGAACCAUCGCCCGAAGAGUCAAAGCCCAUCGACGAACCGCCGCCGAAGCAGGCUGAACUCAAGGAAGAAGUCACGGUUAGAGGCGGCCGUCGCAGAGGCAGGCGCCAAGUCAUGAAGAAGAAGACGGUUAAGGACGAAGAAGGCUACCUUGUGACCGUUGAGGAGCCGAGCUGGGAGUCAUUCUCUGAGGAUGAACCAGCACCGCCGCCCAAGAAGAAGCCGGCUGUGAGUGCGCCCAAGGCUAAGCCGGCAGCGAAGCCAGGACAGGGGAACAUUAUGUCCUUCUUUUCAAAGAAAUGAACUACAUGAACCCUCUUGGACUGUAACUGCUGGGUGGCUGGCGACCAUUUGUCGCCCUUGGACAACGAAAUUAUAAUCAUCAACCUCGAACGUCAUUCAGCAUGCAGCGGUGCAAUACAACCAACUGACAGAGCCUCGAGCAUAAAUUAUCGAUUCGAAUCAAUAGAAAACGCCUUUGUCUGCUCCGUGGCAGAUAUUAAUGUCCUGAAACUUUGGUGAACAUGAACCCCGCGUUCCUUCCCUGUGUACCAGCCUCCUGUAGCUCAGCGGUAGAGCGCCCCACUUACUCUUAAGUCUUAUUCUUAGGGGAGGGCCGCGGUUCGAAUUCGCGCAGAGGCAACAUUCCUUUUUGCCCAUCCCCCAAACUCGACCUCCAUAAGACAGUAAAACAAUCCAGG
Messenger RNA from Aspergillus ibericus CBS 121593, 1800 nucleotides. RefSeq lists its product as uncharacterized. The transcript has 9 exons. Gene Ontology annotation, cellular component: nucleus; delta DNA polymerase complex. The record is from RefSeq and is a predicted model, not a curated record. NCBI's taxonomy places the organism in Eukaryota, Fungi, Ascomycota, Eurotiomycetes, Eurotiales, Aspergillaceae. Gene Ontology annotation, biological process: nucleotide-excision repair, DNA gap filling; DNA strand elongation involved in DNA replication; DNA synthesis involved in UV-damage excision repair. The coding region runs from base 68 to 1402 and encodes 444 amino acids. Gene Ontology annotation, molecular function: DNA-directed DNA polymerase activity.